AGCAAAAACUUAGGUAGUGCCAAACACUUUGCAGUGCAUUAUAUAUUAUAUUACUGUGCAUUCAUGGAUCCACCGCAAUCAUUGGUGUUCACGGUGAGGCGGAGGGCGGCGGAGCUGGUUUCUCCGGCGGGGCCGACGCCUCAGGGGGUUAGGUAUCUGUCGGACAUUGACGACCAGGAAGGGCUGAGGUUUCAGAUUCCGGUGAUUCAGUUUUACCGCAACGAUCCCGGAAUGAAGGGGAGGGACCCCGUGAAGGUUAUUCGGGAGGCGGUGGCGAAGACCCUGGUGUUUUAUUACCCCUUCGCCGGUCGGCUCCGGGAGGGGCGUGGCCGGAAACUCAUGGUGGAUUGCACCGGGGAAGGGGUUAUGUUCAUCGAGGCCGACGCUGACGUCACGCUGGCGGAGUUUGGUGACGCACUCCAGCCGCCGUUUCCAUGCUUGGAGGAACUUCUUUAUGAUGUUCCUGGAUCCGGAGAAGUUCUCAAUUGCCCUUUGAUUCUUAUUCAGGUUACCCGGCUGAAAUGCGGUGGCUACAUCGUGGCAUUGCGUCUGAAUCACACUAUGAGCGAUGCACCGGGUCUUGUCCAAUUCAUGAACGCCGUAGCGGAGGUGGCGCGUGGCGCGAGUGCGCCAUCUGUGCAGCCAGUGUGGCAAAGGGAAGUGAUGAAUGCGAGGGACCCACCCCGGGUGACAUGCACGCACCACGAGUACGACGAAGUGCCGGAUUCCAAGGGGACAAUUAUACCAUUAGACGACAUGGUUCACCGCUCUUUCUUCUUCGGGCCGUCGGAGGUCGCCGCUCUCCGGCGGCACCUCCCCGUCCACUUACGCAAGUGCUCCACUUUCGAGCUGCUAACGGCGUGCCUGUGGCGGUGCCGGACCACCGCCCUCCGCCCCGACCCGGAGGAGGAGGUGCGCGUGCUCUGCAUCGUCAACGCGCGCCCGCGGUUCAACCCUCCGCUCCCGGAGGGAUACUACGGCAACGCGUUCGCCUUCCCCGUGGCGCUCACCACCGCCGAGAAAUUGACCAAAAACCCCCUGGGAUACGCGCUGGAGCUUGUGAAGAAGACCAAAGCCGACGUCACCGAAGACUACAUGAAAUCCGUGGCGGACCUAAUGGUCCUCAAGGGACGCCCGCAUUUCACGGUGGUCCGGACUUAUCUCGUCUCCGACGUCACCCGGGCCGGGUUCGGCGACGUGGAUUUCGGGUGGGGCAAGGCGGCGUACGGCGGCCCGGCUAAAGGAGGAGUCGGCGCCAUCCCCGGCGUUGCCAGCUUCUACAUUCCGUUCACGAACAAGAAAGGAGAGAAAGGAAUCGUGGUUCCUGUUUGUUUGCCGGCGUUCGCCAUGGAAACGUUCUUGAAGGAGCUUGAUAGCAUGUUAAAGGGAGAAGGUGAAUUCAUCAACGAUGAUAGUUACGCAUUCAUCAAAUCCGCCCUUUGAAUAUUCAUUGUAGAGCUGAAUUGAGUACGUGUUUAAUUUGUGUAAAACUAUAAGUCCUAUCCCUUUGAGAUGUAACUUUCAUUCUAUACUUUGAUUACUUGGUCUAUAAAUGUGUAUCAGUACUUGUAAGUCAAAUUCGGUUUUUUGUACGAGUGGACGGUUUGUACAAAUAUAUAUUUAUCAAUUAUUGGUUCACAUAGUUGUGUAGACA
Ipomoea triloba (trilobed morning glory) is the source of this 1654-nucleotide messenger RNA. Its product is annotated as benzyl alcohol O-benzoyltransferase-like. The transcript is spliced from 2 exons. Gene Ontology annotation, molecular function: acyltransferase activity, transferring groups other than amino-acyl groups. The coding region runs from base 64 to 1443 and encodes 459 amino acids. Lineage: Eukaryota; Viridiplantae; Streptophyta; Magnoliopsida; Solanales; Convolvulaceae. The record is from RefSeq and is a predicted model, not a curated record.